AUGUUAGGUCGUGCAUCGGUUAUAAACUGGGCACCACCCGCCACUACGCCGCCCACUCAGCCAGAUGUCUUGACUCCGACUGUCAUCUCGUCUCGCAGUCGCCGUGCGGACACAUCUACUCCCCCGCCUCAAGCCUCAUCAUCCGCGCCUCGCACACAGAUUAUUGUUACCCCGCCACCCGCACAGACCACCACGACACGGUCCAACGUGACAUCCCCCGCUACCACCGCACCAUCGAGGCCAGAUUCGCCAUUGCCGAACGAGGAAGGUGUCGCUUAUACAGAGAAUACUCCUAAAAACAUAAAACGUAAAAAGUCACGCAUGCAAAGGGUUAAUACGCCGGGCUUUAUCGAAAUUGAAUCUUCGCUCAGCCGCGCGAUUUGGUCUUCUCUAUUAAAAAUAAAUAAAUAA
Molecule: messenger RNA, 411 nt
Organism: Macrosiphum euphorbiae (potato aphid)
Lineage: Eukaryota; Metazoa; Arthropoda; Insecta; Hemiptera; Aphididae
Source: the annotation of a GenBank genome assembly